Messenger RNA from Dipodomys ordii (Ord's kangaroo rat), 2000 nucleotides. RefSeq names its product family with sequence similarity 69, member A (gene Dipk1a). The coding region runs from base 124 to 1335 and encodes 403 amino acids. The record is from RefSeq and is a predicted model, not a curated record. The transcript has 4 exons. Lineage: Eukaryota; Metazoa; Chordata; Mammalia; Rodentia; Heteromyidae.
UACUCCCGGGUUAGGAACAGAAGUAUAUAUGCUUUAUUGCAGAGAAGGGAUUGUGACAAAAUGGUGUUGAAUGAAUGACCAUCACUUGCUCUUUACUCACAGGCUCGAUUCUCAUAUGUGCGGAUGAAGUAUCUCUUCUUUUCCUGGCUGGCUGUUUUUGUUGGAAGCUGGAUUAUAUAUGUGCAAUAUUCUACCUAUACAGAACUAUGCAGAGGAAAGGAUUGUAAGAAAAUAAUAUGUGACAAGUACAAGACUGGAGUUAUUGAUGGGCCUGCAUGUAACAGUCUUUGUGUAACAGAAACACUUUACUUUGGAAAAUGCUUAUCCACCAAGCCCAACAAUCAGAUGUAUUUAGGGAUUUGGGAUAAUUUACCAGGAGUUGUGAAAUGUCAAAUGGAACAAGCACUUCAUCUUGAUUUUGGAACUGAAUUGGAGCCAAGAAAAGAAAUAGUGCUAUUUGAUAAACCAACUAGGGGAACUACUGUACAGAAAUUCAAAGAAAUGGUCUACAGUCUCUUUAAGGCAAAAUUGGGUGACCAAGGAAACCUCUCUGAACUAGUGAACCUCAUUUUGACGGUGGCUGAUGGAGACAAAGAUGGACAGGUUUCCUUGGGAGAAGCCAAGUCAGCAUGGGCCCUUCUCCAGUUAAAUGAAUUUCUUCUCAUGGUGAUACUGCAAGAUAAGGAACAUACCCCCAAACUAAUGGGGUUCUGUGGUGACCUCUAUGUGAUGGAAAGUGUUGAAUAUACCUCUCUUUAUGGAAUAAGUCUUCCAUGGGUCAUUGAGCUUUUUAUCCCAUCUGGGUUCAGAAGAAGCAUGGACCAGUUGUUCACACCAUCCUGGCCAAGGAAGGCUAAAAUAGCCAUAGGACUCUUGGAAUUUGUGGAAGAUGUCUUCCAUGGGCCCUAUGGAAACUUUCUUAUGUGUGACACUAGUGCCAAAAACCUAGGAUAUAAUGAAAAAUAUGACUUGAAAAUGGUGGAUAUGAGAAAAAUCGUGCCAGAGACAAACCUUAAAGAACUUAUUAAGGAUCGUCACUGUGAGUCUGAUCUGGACUGUGUCUAUGGCACAGAUUGCAGAACUAGCUGUGACCAGAAUACAAUGAAGUGUACUUCUGAAGUGAUACAGCCAAACUUGGCAAAAGCUUGUCAGCUACUCAAAGACUACCUACUGCGUGGUGCUCCAAGUGAAAUCCGUGAAGAAUUAGAAAAGCAGCUCUAUUCUUGUAUUGCUCUCAAAGUCACAGCAAAUCAAAUGGAAAUGGAACAUUCUUUAAUACUAAAUAAUCUAAAAACAUUAUUAUGGAAAAAAAUCUCCUACACAAAUGAUUCUUAGUUAACUCAGACAUUGUUCCCAUUGUAGGAAACUUCUAAGUUUUGAAGAACAACUUUUAAGAAUCUAAAACAAUGGUUUCUGACUGAAGAUCCCUUCUUCUGGCCUGUGAAGUCAUCAUCAAUGCACAUAACUGCAGAAGUAAUGGCCAGAGGUAUAGGAUCAAUAUGCCCCAAAAGAUUUCAUUCCUGUCCUUCCUGAAGGACAUUCUAUUACAUUUCACAAGUACAUUCACUGUGUACUUAAAAAAUACUGUGAGAACCCUCAUUCCAUAAACAGUGAGUGUUUGGUAGGUUUGUUAGCCAAAAUACCCAUUGCCGGAAACAUUGUUUGCAUCAAAGCUGCUGUUAAGGAAAGUGUAUUCAUAAAUUUAUAAUGUCUUAGCAUGGUAAAGUUUGCACAUAACAAAUUAAGUAAGACUGCAAAGCAGAUGAAUUAAAAUUAUUCCUUUAUAAAACGAUGUUGGGUUAAUAGCAUGGUUUAUUAGCUUCAACCAGACCUCCACUUAUUUCCUUGGACUGAAGAUGUAGCUCUGUGCUAAGUGUGAAGAACAGUGCAAAGUAAAAUAAAAAAAAACCUGACAUCUUAAGGCCAAACUCAGACAAGAUCCACAAAUCCUGAUUUUGAGCCAUGGAGAAAGUGGGAUAUAAAAAAAAAACAAAACUGAA